CCGGCGCCGGCUUUGGAGCAACAGUAUUGGGCCUUGUUUCGAAGCUCCGCCUUCGCCCCGGUCUUUCUAGAAACCCAGCCUCGCUCCUGGCCGCGCCGGACAGCGUCCCAGACGCGUGUGUGUCCCCCAUGGCGGAUACGGCCUCGAACGGCCCCCAAGGGGCAGGCGCAGUGCAAUUCAUGAUGACCAAUAAACUGGACACAGCAAUGUGGCUUUCUCGCUUGUUCACAGUUUACUGCUCUGCUUUGUUUGUUCUGCCUCUUCUUGGGUUGCAUGAAGCAGCAAGCUUUUACCAACGCGCUUUGCUGGCAAAUGCUCUUACCAGUGCUCUGAGGCUGCAUCAAAGAUUACCCCACUUCCAGUUAAGCAGAGCUUUCCUGGCCCAAGCUUUGUUAGAGGACAGCUGCCACUACCUGCUGUAUUCACUCAUCUUUGUCAAUUCCUACCCUGUUACAAUGAGUAUUUUCCCAGUCUUGUUAUUCUCUUUGCUUCAUGCUGCUACAUACACAAAAAAGGUUCUUGAUGCAAAAGGUUCAAAUAGUUUACCGCUGCUGAGAUCCAUCUUGGAUAAAUUAAGUGCUAAUCAACAGAAUAUUCUGAAAUUCAUUGCUUGUAAUGAAAUACUCUUGAUGCCUGCUACAGUUUUUAUGCUUUUUAGUGGUCAAGGAAGCUUGCUCCAGCCUUUUAUAUACUAUAGAUUUCUUACUCUCCGAUACUCCUCUCGAAGAAAUCCAUAUUGUCGGACCUUGUUUAAUGAAUUGAGGAUUAUUGUUGAACAUAUAAUAAUGAAACCUGCUUGCCCACUGUUUGUGAGAAGACUUUGUCUCCAGAGCAUUGCCUUUAUAAGCAGAUUGGCACCAACAGUUGCAUAGUUUAAUAUCCAGCUAAGUUAAAUAUAAAUAAGCAUUACUAGAAGCUGAUACCUAUGCUAGGGAUUGUUAAUUCCAGGUGUGAAACUGACCUCAAUCCAAUUUACAUAAAUUCAUCUUAAUGGAAAAAUAACAUUUUCCUGGCAUGUUAAAUCAAGCCUUUAUAAAAAAGUUUCUAAGAAAAUUCUAUUGUGUUGUGUUGUUAAUGGUUAAGAAAGUUUGUAUUUUGUAAUACAUGUAUCAAAUUUUUUUUUAGAUGCUGCUGUGCCUUUAUCAUGUACGUUUAUUUCUCUUGUAACAAUAGCUCUAAAAUUUGUUUCAGUCUAAUUGGUAACAUGAAUUUAUUUAUAUCUGGUAUUAGUUCAUUUUGGUAACAUUUACGUAUGCGAAUUCAGUAUAUUUUGAGACAGUAUUUUGCCAUUUGUGAAUUUUGGUUCAUGAUUUAAACACUUCCUGCUGUAUUUGAUUUUAAAUUGUUUUUAAAUUGAUUUUGUGCUUCUUUGUUAGGACAGAUUAAUUUUGGAUGUGUUGUUAUAAGAGUAGUUCCCUGUGUGUCUUACGCUACUACCUUCCAAAAUUUUAUUUCCAUUGAUAAUUCUGUAGAUUUGUACUUUUGUUUUUAAAGGCUCAACUGUAAGCUUGUUAGCCAUUUAGGUAAAUAUUUGGGGUCACCUAACCAUUUUAUAUCAGAAAGCAGUAGUCAUACAGCUUUCUUAGAUAGGAACUCCUUUUACAUUGUGGACACAUAGGUUAUUAGUGUUAUUAUAGUUUAUAGAAUUGCCUAGAUCAAAUUUUUGACUACCGUUUUUCUCGGUUUCUUAGGUUUAAAUUCUCAUAGACAAUUGCAGCAGUUUAGGUACCUUUGAAAGGAAUGUAAGUUAAGAUUGAUCAUGUGACUAUACUUAGUAUCUGAAAUAAUAAUGAAGAUUAUCCUGUAGAUUCUUUACCCAUCAAAUCUGAUUUAAAGGUUAAAUGGAAAGGUUUAUGGGCAAGGUAAUUGAUUGGGAAUGGUACCUGAAGGGGCAUUUUGGGAGAACAGUGUACAUUUCGAUUUCAUAAUGGAUAAAUUUGGGGGAAUUGGAUGUAUUAUGCAGCGGUGAUUUGAGUUGUAUAUAUGUUAAAUCCUGUUUGUUGAGCUUCUGUCAACUCUGAAAAUUUUAUUUUGAUCUUUAUUGUUGCAUGAUUAGAAAUGUUUAAAAUGUUGCAAAAAAUCUAGUGCUGCACAGUAAUGAAUGGUUUUUGUAACCUAUUUUCUUUCUGCAUGUAAUUUGGAUUUCUCAAAUACAUUAAUUAGUAACUUAAUAGUAACAUCAGUUUUCGUUUUGUUCAAUUUUCCAAUCUAUAGAAAUGUGAUACUUUCUUGAUAGCUCAUCCAUAACCAGCUCUUUUUGUAAUAUUUUUCUACUAUCUUAGAGAAGCAGCCUCAUAAUCUACAGUUGAUUUUGUGUGGUAUGUGUGUAUGUGGCUAGCCUCAUUAUCACUAUAUAUGUAAUCUGAUGAGUUUAAGAACUAAAUUUUCUAGAGCAAUAAAGUGACUGUAAUGUUGAGUAAACAGUAUAUUAUUGAUAUCUAAAUAUAUUUUUAAAAUUAA
Molecule: messenger RNA, 2460 nt
Organism: Pteronotus mesoamericanus
Lineage: Eukaryota; Metazoa; Chordata; Mammalia; Chiroptera; Mormoopidae
Gene: TMEM33
Product: transmembrane protein 33
Exons: 8
Coding region: 129-872 (247 amino acids)
Biological process (GO): membrane organization; endoplasmic reticulum tubular network organization
Cellular component (GO): endoplasmic reticulum; membrane
Source: RefSeq, a predicted model, not a curated record